AUGCCACUUGAGUCAGCGGAGACUCUAAACUCACUGAUAUCUGCCUCUGUCCUUUCCACACCAGGUAAAGACCGUGUCAUCUUUGUGACUAAGGAGGAACAUGAAACACCGAGCAACGCUGAGCUGGUGGAGGAGGAUCCUGAUGACCCCUAUGAAGAACGAGGUGAGUGGAGAGGAGCAGAGAGGAGUAGUGCUUCUCAAUUAGAUUACAUUAGGCCCAGAUUAGCUCAAUUGCUAACUAGAUUGACAUGAGGACAUGUCCCAUGUUUUCAUUGGUUUGUUGUGACAUUGGCCAGACUUGCUGACCUCUGUUAUAACCAGUAACCUAAUAGAUUUGCACUCCUUUCCGGUAUAAUUAGCAUCUGUUUCCAUUUCUUUUUCUAUCUCUCCUCCCAAGGUUUGAUCCUGCCCAGUGGGGAGAUCAACUGGAACUGCCCCUGUCUGGGAGGGAUGGCCAGCGGUCCCUGUGGAGCGUCGUUUAAGGAGGCCUUCUCCUGUUUCCACUACAGCAAGGAGGAGGUGAAGGGCUCGGAGUGCCUGGAGCAAUUCAGGGGAAUGCAGGAGUGUAUGCAGAGAUACCCAGAACUCUACCCCCAGGAGGACGACAAGGAGACCCAGGGAGGGCCAUCUGAAAUGGAUCCCUCCAAACAAGACUCUGCCCCUGAACCAACCACUACCCCUACACCUGCAGCCCCUGUCCAAGACUCUAUCCCCUCCCCCGCAUCCUCCGCCCCUGCUGACACCCCACCACCACCCCCCUCAAACAGCUCAGCCUCAGGCUGA
Messenger RNA from Coregonus sp. 'balchen', 783 nucleotides. The record is from the annotation of a GenBank genome assembly. NCBI's taxonomy places the organism in Eukaryota, Metazoa, Chordata, Actinopteri, Salmoniformes, Salmonidae.